UCAGCCCCAAUGGUCAGCCCUCAGCCACUCGACAGUCUUCUCCGCCGUCUGCCGGUCCUGUAGGUAAGUAGAGAGAGAGAAUGGAUGACACACACACAACACAACACAACACAGCCAGCGAGAGAAAGAGAGCGAGCCGACAGAAUGUUUGCUGUGUGUGUGUGGAUACAUAAUGUUUGAUCGACUGACUGACUGACCGACCCCCUGCAGCUGUCUGACUGCCGUCAGGGCCUCACGGAGCCGGUCGUCCAUGGCGAAGGGGUUGGUCUGUACAUGCACACACACACACACACACAUUUCCAUCAACCCGAGACCAAUCACUGCACCCAACAGAUUCUCAGCGAGGAUACCUCUGCCAAGAGCACCAGAUGUACCAACAACAGGCCGACUGCGGAUCCGUACACACACAGGAUGGCGAUGUCUGCCUUGGCUGCUGCGUCGUCGGUCAGGCGCGAGAAGCCACACUGGAACCAGCGCCGGCUCUUUGCUCCAUCCCCACGCCCGCCCCCAGUCGCAGGCGCAGCUGCAGCCGCAGCCGCAGCAGUUGAUGCACCUGCCGCCCCCUGAUCCGACACGACAAUGGUGGAAUGCCCAGCCGCAGCCGGCAGUCAGAGAGUAUCCCCUAUAACUGCCAGAGAGUAUCCCUUAUCACUGCAACACAACACAACACAACACAACACAACAAAGGCAGCGUCCAUCCAUGCAUCCAUCUAUCCAUCUAUCUGUGUGUACCGAUAUGGCAACGAGUCACGCCGGCGCUCCUCCCGACACUCAACCAUCCACCUGCACACACACAUUCUCUCUCUCUCUCUCUCUCUUUUGUCAUUCGUCUGUUGUUUGUCUGUUUGUUUGUUUGUUUGUUGUCGUCACUAUCAGACUGCCUGACUCACCUGUUCCACUGCCUGUGGUGGUGGCUAGACAGGAGCUCCUCUGUCAACGGACCUGACAGACAGACCACAGUGGGUGCAUUCAUUCUCCAUCCAUCCAUAUCUCUCUCCCUCAGGCUGAGGCUCUCUCCGUUUCUCACCACUGCCGCUGUCGUGAUCCUGGUCAGACUGCUGUCGGUGGCCAAUGACGUGGCGCCCUGCCGGCCAGCCCACUCGUCCAUCAAUGGCCAUGCGGCCAGCUCCGCGUGGCGGGGCCGAGGGUCUCGUCGCAGGGCCGAGGGCGGCCGGAUGAGGGUGCUGCAAUGGUCUCAU
Vitrella brassicaformis is the source of this 1199-nucleotide messenger RNA. NCBI's taxonomy places the organism in Eukaryota, Vitrellaceae. The record is from the annotation of a GenBank genome assembly.